CUCGGUCAUGGCAACCGCGUUUUCAUUGACUCAUUCCCUGCAUAGAUCGCACCCAGAACGAACAGAGACACGCCAAAACACGGGCAGAUUCAUGAGGAAUCAGCCGAAGCCUCUGCAUUCAUGACAACCUUCUAAAGGCUUUUUUUCACUGAGGGAGAUCUAGAGGAGAGAUUUGAAUGUUCGCUGCUGAUCGGAUGUUCAGCUGACUGUGAUUGCAGGAACAUUGUGCGACCAUCAUCAUGGCUGCGUCUGAAUUAUAUACAAAGUAUGCACGGGUCUGGAUCCCAGAUGUAGAGGAAGUUUGGAGGUCAGCAGAGCUCACCAAGGACUACAGACAAGGGGACGGAGCACUUCAACUACAGCUUGAGGAUGGAAAGGAACUGGAGUACAAAUUGGACCCCAAGACGAACAACUUGCCACACCUACGUAACCCAGAUAUCCUGGUGGGAGAAAAUGACCUGACGGCUCUCAGCUACCUUCAUGAGCCUGCUGUGUUACACAACCUGAAAGUGCGCUUCAUUGAUUCCAAACUCAUCUACACAUACUGCGGUAUUGUUCUGGUCGCUAUAAACCCAUAUGAGACGCUUCCCAUCUAUGGAACCGACAUCAUUAAUGCGUACAGCGGGCAGAAUAUGGGCGACAUGGACCCUCACAUCUUCGCAGUGGCAGAAGAGGCUUAUAAACAGAUGGCCAGGGAUGAGAGGAAUCAAUCCAUCAUUGUGAGUGGAGAAUCCGGAGCAGGGAAAACUGUUUCAGCAAAAUACGCCAUGCGUUACUUUGCCACGGUCAGCGGCUCUGCCAGUGAAGCCAAUGUAGAGGAGAAAGUUCUGGCAUCCAACCCCAUCAUGGAGUCUAUCGGUAACGCCAAGACCACCAGGAAUGACAAUAGCAGUCGAUUUGGGAAAUACAUUGAGAUUGGCUUUGAUAAGAGGUAUCACAUCAUCGGUGCGAACAUGAGGACAUAUCUACUGGAGAAAUCACGUGUCGUAUUUCAGGCGGAUGAAGAGAGGAAUUAUCAUAUCUUCUAUCAGCUCUGUGCAUCUGCUCACCUCCCGGAGUUUAAAGCCCUGAAACUUGGGAAGGCUGAUGAUUUUCACUACACCAAACAGGGCAGGAACCCAGUGAUAGAUGGAAUAGAUGAUGCCAAGGAGAUGUCGACCACCAGGAACGCCUUCACACUGCUAGGUGUAAAUGAGUCCUAUCAGAUGGGCUUGUUUCGGAUUCUGGCUUCGAUUUUGCACCUGGGAAACGUGGAAGUGAAGGAUAGAGACUCGGACAGCAGUAUCAUUCCACCAAAUAACGGUCACCUGAGUGUGUUUUGUGAAUUGAUGGGCGUGACGUAUCAAGACAUGUCUCAUUGGCUGUGUCAUAAGAAGCUGAAGACAGCAACUGAGACAUACAUAAAGCCUAUCCCCAAACUACAGGCCAUAAACGCCCGUGAUGCCCUCGCUAAACAUAUCUACGCCAAACUCUUCAACUGGAUCGUGGACCAUGUGAACAAAGCGCUGCAUUCUACGGUCAAGCAGCACUCAUUCAUCGGAGUCUUAGACAUUUACGGGUUUGAGACUUUUGAAAUCAACAGUUUUGAACAGUUCUGUAUUAAUUAUGCCAAUGAGAAACUACAGCAACAGUUCAACAUGCAUGUGUUUAAGUUGGAGCAGGAGGAGUAUAUGAAAGAGCAGAUCCCCUGGACUCUCAUUGAUUUCUAUGAUAAUCAGCCAUGUAUCAACCUCAUUGAGGCCAAGAUGGGCGUCCUGGACCUGCUGGACGAAGAAUGCAAGAUGCCAAAGGGCUCUGAUGACUCCUGGGCACAGAAACUGUAUAACACUCAUUUGAAGACUUGUGCACUUUUUGAAAAGCCACGGAUGUCCAAUAAAGCUUUCAUUAUUCAGCACUUUGCAGAUAAGGUGGAGUAUCAGUGUGAUGGUUUUCUGGAGAAGAAUAAAGAUACAGUGAAUGAGGAGCAGAUACAUGUUCUAAAAGCCAGUAAGUUUGACCUGCUGGUGGAGCUGUUCCAGGAUGAGGAGAAAGCAACGAGUCCAACUGGUGCUGCUCUUACCACUGGAGGACGCACUCGCCUCAGUGUCAAACCAGACAAGAGCAAAGCCGGCCAAGCCAGCAAAGAACACAAGAAGACAGUCGGACUGCAGUUCCGUAACUCUCUGCACCUGCUGAUGGAGACGCUGAAUGCGACUACGCCUCAUUACGUUCGCUGCAUCAAACCCAACGAUUACAAAUUUGCCUUCACGUUUGACCCCAAGAGGGCAGUGCAGCAACUGCGUGCAUGUGGAGUUUUGGAAACAAUCCGCAUCUCUGCAGCUGGUUUCCCGUCUAGGUGGACGUAUCAAGAGUUCUUUAGCAGGUAUCGUGUCCUGAUGAAACAAAAAGAUGUUUUGACGGACAGGAAGAUGACCUGUAAGAACGUUCUGGAGAAACUUGUGCAGGAUCAAGAUAAAUACCAGUUUGGCAAGACCAAGAUCUUUUUCCGAGCGGGGCAGGUUGCGUACCUGGAGAAAUUGCGAGCAGAUAAGCUGCGUGCUGCCUGCAUCCGCAUCCAGAAGACCAUCCGCUGCUGGCUGGCGCGCAAGAAGUACCUGCGCAUGAAACAUGCUGCCACAACCAUCCAGAGAUACGUCCGUGGAUACCAGGCCCGCUGUCUUGCAAAAUUCCUGCGUCGCACACGUGCUGCUAUCAUCAUUCAGAAGUACCAGCGCAUGUAUGUCCAGAGAAAAUGUUACAAACGCAAGCAGGCUGCUGCUCUGGUCAUGCAGUGCAUCCUCAGGGCAUACAUGGCCAGACAACUGUACAAAGCGCUUCUGCGUGAGCAUAAGGCCAUCAUCAUUCAAAAGAUGGUCCGUGGCUGGUUGGCGCGGCAGUGGUACAAGCGAUCGCUCAGAGCCAUCGUGUACCUGCAGUGCUGCAUCCGCCGCAUGCGAGCCAAGCGGGAACUCAAGAAACUCAAGAUCGAGGCACGCUCGGUCGAACACUUCAAGAAACUCAACAUCGGCAUGGAGAACAAGAUCAUGCAGUUGCAGCGCAGGAUAGAUGAACAGAACAAGGACAACCGUGCUCUCAGCGAGCGUUUGAAUGGUCUAGAGAUCAGCCAUGCUGCAGAGUCUGAGCGUCUGCGUGUGGAAGUCACCCGUCUGCGAGGAGCAGAAGAGGAUGCCAAAAACAACGCUAACAAAGUUACAACUCUUCUGGAGGAGCUGGAGCGGCUGCGCAAAGACCUGAAGAACACCCAGAAGGAAAAGAAAGCCAUCGAGGAAUGGGCAAAAACCUACCAGGACGAGAUGGAACAGAUGAUCUCAGAACUAAAGGAGCAAAACCACCUGCUGAAGAACGAGAAAAACGACCUCAACCGAAUGAUCCAGGAACAAGGCCAGCAGUGGACAGAGAAAAUGCAGAGGGCUCUGAAGGAGGAAACCCAGCAGCUAGAAAACGAUUUAAACGAGGAACGGUCUCGCUACCAGAACCUCCUUACCGAACACCUUCGACUAGAGGAGAAAUACGACGAUUUGAAGGAGGAGAUCACACUCGCCGUGAAUGUUCCAAAACCUGGUCACAGGCGCACAGAUUCCACACACAGCAGCAACGAAUCAGAAUGUACCUACAACUCAGAGUUCGCCGAAUCCGAGGAAGGGUCCCGCGGAGGGGAGGAUGUUUCCAAGGCCAUACUGGACAUGUCCCUGUUCCUGAAGCUACAGAAGAGAGUAUCCGAACUAGAGCAAGAAAAACAGUCACUGCAGAACGAACUCGACCGGAGAGAAGAGCAGUUUCAGCGGGCUAGAGCUAGGGAUGAUGAGGAACAUAAGAAAGCUCGUAGCGCUGAGCUGGAGUAUGAAUCUCUCAAGCGUCAGGAGUUGGAGUCUGAGAAUAAGAAGCUCAAACAUCAUUUGAAUGAGAUGCGUCAGUCUUUGAGAGGCAGCGCUGAGGCUGGAUCCGCUGCUCCGGGUUCUCCUGCGUACACGGUCCUGCUGGAUCAGCUGAACUCCUCCAACGAGGAGCUGGAGGUGCGGAAGGAAGAGGUGCUCAUCCUGCGCUCUCAACUCGUCAGUCAGAAAGAGGCCAUGCAACACAAGGCAACCAUGACUGAACCUUUGCCAUACAUUGAGGAUGUGCAGAAGCUGACUGAUGCCAAGGAGAUCUCCCAGGCCUACAUGGGUCUCAAAGAUACCAACAGGUUGUUGGAGUCUCAGUUGCAGGCUCAGCGUCGGUCUCAUGAGAAUGAGGUGGAGGUUUUGCGUGGAGAGCUGCAGAGUGUUAAAGAGGAGAAUAACCGUCAACAGCAGCUGUUGGCUCAGAAUCUACAGCUUCCUCCAGAGGCUCGAAUCGAGGCCAGUCUACAGCAUGAGAUCACGCGCCUCACCAAUGAGAACCUGGAUCUUAUGGAGCAGCUGGAGAAACAGGACAAGACUGUCCGCAAGCUGAAGAAACAGCUCAAAGUCUUCGCAAAGAAGAUCAAUGACCUGGAAGGCGGGCAGAUGGACGUGUCUCCAGGACAGACGACCGAUGAGCCUGUUCAUCCAGUAAACAUUCCACGCAGGGAGAAAGAUUUCCAGGGAAUGCUGGAAUACAAGAAAGAGGAUGAACUCAAACUGGUCAAAAAUCUCAUACUUGAGCUGAAGCCUCGUGGUGUGGCAGUUAAUCUGAUACCAGGUUUGCCGGCAUACAUCCUCUUCAUGUGUCUGCGACAUGCCGACUACGUUAAUGAUGACCAGAAAGUCCGAUCUCUACUCACCUCUGUCAUCAACAGCAUCAAGAAGAUCCUCAAGAAAAGAGGUGACGACUUUGAGACUGUUUCCUUCUGGUUGUCCAACACGUGUCGUUUCCUACACUGCCUAAAACAGUACAGUGGCGACGAGCAAUUUAUGAAGCAUAACACCCCUAAACAGAACGAUCACUGUCUCUCCAACUUUGACCUGGCUGAGUACCGGCAGGUUUUGAGCGAUCUGGCCAUUCAGAUCUACCAACAGCUCAUCAAGUGUAUGGAGAACAUCUUGCAACCCAUGAUCGUCUCUGGCAUGCUGGAACAUGAAACCAUCCAGGGCGUGUCCGGGGUGAAGCCCACGGGUCUCCGUAAGAGGACGUCCAGUAUUGCUGAUGAAGGGACGUACACGUUGGACUCCAUCAUCCGCCAGCUCAAUACCUUCCACUCCAUCAUGUGUCAGCACGGAACUGACCCGGAGCUCAUCAAACAGGUGGUCAAGCAGCAGUUCUACAUCAUCGGCGCCGUCACUCUCAACAACCUGCUGCUGCGUAAAGACAUGUGCUCCUGGAGCAAGGGCAUGCAGAUCAGGUAUAACGUGAGUCAGUUGGAGGAGUGGCUGAGAGAUAAGAACCUCAUGACAUGCGGUGCAAAAGAGACACUGGAGCCGCUGAUUCAGGCCGCACAACUACUGCAGGUCAAGAAGAAAACCGAUGAGGAUGCAGAGGCCAUCUGCUCCAUGUGUAACGCCCUCUCUACAGCACAGAUUGUGAAGGUGCUGAACUUGUAUACGCCUGUCAAUGCAUUUGAAGAGCGAGUGUCAGUACUGUUCAUAAGAACAAUACAGACGCGUUUACGGGAUCGAAAGGAGUCGCCUCAGCUGCUGAUGGACACCAAACUCAUCUACCCCGUGACCUUCCCCUUUAACCCCUCCUCUCUGGCCCUGGAAACCAUUCAGAUCCCCGGCAGCCUCAAUCUGGCCUUCCUCACUCGUGUGUAGACCUGUCAAUCACCUCACCUCAGCCAAUCACAUGGCAGGAACAGGGAGUCAAAAUAUAGUAAUAUAAAAAAAAAUAAAAAAUCAAUUGUUAUAGGUAAAUAAGCCACAUACUUAAAGAGAAUGCAAUUUAGACCAUGUCACCAAUCCCUCUUUUUGCUCUUCUUCAUCACUUUUGUUUAUUCCUUAAAAGGGUGAAUCUCACAAAAAAAAAAAAAAAAAAAACUGUCAAGUACGUUCAAAUCUCAAUUGACCCCCAAAUCAAAAGAAAGACAUAAGAAACUGUUUUUCUUAAAGAAAAUGAAGCCCAUCUUUAUACUAUUAAGAUUUUUGACAUUGUUAUGUUAUUUUAAUGACAAUUAAGCACUUCCACCCCAAAUUCUCAUUCCUUUAUUGCAAAAAGUUUCUUAUUAUUGUGAUGUGAAAAGAAGUAAUAUUAUUCACAUAGUACAGUAUUUGCUGGCAUAUGCCGAAUCAAAUAAAUAAUUGGAAUUCACUGAAAUGCAGUAAAAAAAAAAAAAAAAAUGGUAUUAUUAAUGAGAAACAUUGAGUAUAGUGUGAAUAACACAGAGCAAUGCUUUUUAAAAAUUGUCUUCAUUUACUUACUUUCUUUUUUGUGAGAUUCACCUGGAAUAUUUCAGAGAUGUUUCGCUUAUUGAACGUUACGGAAGGAAGAAUGAAGGUCAAAAUAACUCUUCUAACACUAAUGCCUUUUCAGACCACUGUCACAACCAGAAUAUGUUCACGGGGCUGUAUAGUCUUAUACAUAUAUAAAUAUCUAUGAAAAUGUAUGAUGCUAGGAUAUUUUAUUUAUUGCUUUACCCUAUCAGAUUUUUUUUUCUCUCAGAUGUUAGUUAACAUGGAUAUCCAGUUGCGGAACAUACUGUAGUCCUCUGCUCUCAUCCAUAUCAGAUAAAUAACCUAGACUCUAUCUUGGAGCUCAGCUGACUUCAUUAACAUAGAUUAUUAUUUGUUAGUAGCGUGUGGUGAUUAGCUAAAAAGUAGUCAUGUCUGGUGUAACUGGCGAAAAGAAAACUUAGCAUCCAUACACAGUCCCAGAGCUGAUCUCUUCCUCAAGAGCUUCCUCAAGUUUACAUCUCUGAUCUUCAGGAAUCAUUUCCAAAGAGAUGGUACAGUCCAGACCCAGUGCAUGAUGGGAUUGUUUGGGUUUGCAUCAUACUGACCUGCUCUGUCAGCAUCGUACAUAUCAAGGGCCUGAGAUCCUUGUUUUACAGGUUUAUAUCAGAGCUAGAGUUAGUUCAGGUGGGAUCUAGACUCCUGAAUGAGGUUUAAUGAGGUUUCAGAUGGUUUGGGCCCUCCACCGUUCUAUACGUGGAUGAAUCUCAUGAAGAAAGAUCAAAUGAAAUAAAUAACACAAAGAAUUUUAGGAGCCAAUUUUAGGAACGUUAUGAUUGCAUUUUUUAUGACAAGCAUAUUUUCCCCCAAAAUUCUCACUAUUGUAAUGCAGUGUUAUAAUGUAAUAUAUAUAAUUAAUGUAAUACAAUUACAUGCAUUAUAUUAAAGGGAUAGUUCACCCAAAAAUGAAAAUUCUGUCAUCAUUUACUCACCCUCAAGUUGUUCCAAACCUGU
Ctenopharyngodon idella (grass carp) is the source of this 7295-nucleotide messenger RNA. It is a transcript of the gene myo5aa, whose product is annotated as myosin VAa. The record is from RefSeq and is a predicted model, not a curated record. Gene Ontology annotation, molecular function: microfilament motor activity; ATP binding; actin filament binding. NCBI's taxonomy places the organism in Eukaryota, Metazoa, Chordata, Actinopteri, Cypriniformes, Xenocyprididae. Gene Ontology annotation, biological process: actin filament organization; vesicle transport along actin filament. The coding region runs from base 240 to 5708 and encodes 1822 amino acids. The transcript has 39 exons. Gene Ontology annotation, cellular component: cytoplasm; myosin complex; actin cytoskeleton.